CCGCCCCCGCGGCGCUAGCGGAGCCAAGAUGGCGACCGAGCUGGAAUACGAGUCUGUGCUGUGUGUGAAGCCUGACGUCAGCGUCUACCGGAUCCCGCCGCGGGCCUCGAACCGCGGCUACAGGGCAUCUGAUUGGAAGUUAGACCAGCCUGAUUGGACUGGCCGCCUCCGGAUCACUUCAAAAGGGAAGAUCGCCUACAUCAAACUGGAAGAUAAAGUUUCAGGGGAGCUCUUUGCUCAGGCACCAGUAGAACAGUACCCUGGUAUUGCUGUGGAGACUGUGACAGACUCCAGCCGCUACUUUGUGAUCAGGAUCCAGGAUGGCACCGGGCGUAGUGCGUUUAUUGGCAUUGGCUUCACAGAUCGGGGGGACGCCUUCGACUUUAACGUUUCCUUGCAAGAUCACUUCAAGUGGGUGAAGCAGGAAACUGAAAUUUCCAAAGAAUCUCAGGAAAUGGACAAUCGUCCCAAGUUGGAUUUAGGCUUCAAGGAAGGACAGACCAUUAAGUUGAGUAUUGGGAACAUUACAACCAAGAAAGGAGGUGCUUCUAAGCCGCGGGCCGCAGGAACAGGGGGCCUGAGUUUACUCCCUCCUCCACCUGGAGGCAAAGUCACUAUCCCCCCACCAUCCUCAGUUGCCGUCAGCAACCACGUCACCCCACCACCUAUUCCAAAAUCUAACCAUGGAGGUAAUGAUGCAGAUAUCCUUUUAGAUUUGGAUUCCCCUGCUCCUGUCACGACUGCAGCACCAGCUCCAGUUUCUACAAGCAGUGACUUGUGGGGAGACUUCAGCACUGCAUCCAGCUCUGUUCCGAACCAGGCACCACAGCCAUCCAACUGGGUCCAGUUUUGAGUGUCAUUGGCAUGAUGUGAAGGACACACUUGAAGAAUAAAAAUGACUCUGGGGGCACCGUUCUGUGAGGGAGUUGAGGGACCGCUUCAUUUCCCAGAACUAAAAUCAGUGGACAAUCUUUUCUGUAGCUUCUCUGUUGCUUUCAGGAUGGAUUAAUUUGUUACCCCUGUGUUACUUGCUGUAUACCAGGAGACCACCUGUUGUUUCCUGCUCACAUCCAAGGCAGGGGAGUAGCGGAGAUUAUCACACUGGACUGUGCAGAGUUCAGAAGGCCAACUUUUAGAGUGCGAGUGACCUCGGACAUUUGUAAAUUCUUGAACUUGUCUCAGAAUCAUCUCAUGACUUCUGUGUAUCUCUUUGUGAUGCCCUAGUUAGCAAUUUCAGGAGACAAAUGCCUUGGCUGUCUUUCCACCAACCCAAGACUAAAAGUGGGCAGGCUGGAUUUCCAUGGGGGUAGGUUUGCAGAAAGAGCCGUAUCCCAGGUCUCUCCUGUAAGGCCUCCUUCAGGCUUAUCCCGUUCAGUGAGCAUCCAGGGAGCAGCGGCACCGUCACCUCGUGUGUUUACGUCUUUUCCUUUGGUGAAAGGUUGUGCUGGUGGCACCCCACUGUUGUCUACUUGUCCAAUAGCGCAGCAUCCUUGACAGUGGAUAUUUCUGAGAUGAAGAGGAUCAAGGGGCUGUGCUUUCUAAGUUGUAGUCUACAGAACUGUUUUUGCUGCAUUUGAAGCAUAGCAUUAAUUUUACUCCCUGCGGGUUUGACCUGAACGUAGGAGUUUUAGCUUGCUGUGUAGAGCAGAGCGGUGGAAGCACUUGGCUCUCGUGCGGUACCACAUGCCUUGCUGCCUGGUCUGGAUCCCUUUUCAUAAGCAUUUCUUGUAGUUCAUUUAACUGUUCCAUGGAAAGCUGCUAUUACGUAAUUGUCGGUGUGAAAGGCUAAAUCACAGCUUUACCUGUGACAGCCUUUGCCCCAGGCUUUGAUACCCAGCUAGGAUAUCUUAAAGCAAGUCACCGUCCCAUCACUUUCCCCUCCCUCUGCCCGCCAUUCCUUUUAUAAUGCUGUGAAGAGAGCCCUGUUCAGGUCUGGGUACUAUCCACUUUGUUGGGCAAUUUGGGGAUGGAUUGGGAGGAUUUACAUUUUUCUGUGAGCACCUGUUUGGAUAUGUACAUUCAGCCUGAAGAGGGUCCUUAUAUUUAAUUUCAAAUACAUUAUUUCUCUUGGA
Messenger RNA from Mesocricetus auratus (golden hamster), 2072 nucleotides. RefSeq names its product NECAP endocytosis associated 1 (gene Necap1). The record is from RefSeq and is a predicted model, not a curated record. The transcript has 8 exons. The coding region runs from base 29 to 853 and encodes 274 amino acids. Gene Ontology annotation, cellular component: membrane; clathrin vesicle coat. Lineage: Eukaryota; Metazoa; Chordata; Mammalia; Rodentia; Cricetidae. Gene Ontology annotation, biological process: endocytosis.